This is a messenger RNA of Onthophagus taurus, 2962 nucleotides long. It is a transcript of the gene Blot, whose product is annotated as bloated tubules. Gene Ontology annotation, molecular function: glycine:sodium symporter activity. Gene Ontology annotation, biological process: sodium ion transmembrane transport; amino acid transport; nitrogen compound transport. Gene Ontology annotation, cellular component: plasma membrane. The record is from RefSeq and is a predicted model, not a curated record. Lineage: Eukaryota; Metazoa; Arthropoda; Insecta; Coleoptera; Scarabaeidae.
UCGUUUGCAGUAUACAAACCGUAGAGACACGGCGCGGCGCGCACAUCGUCGACACCAGUCACUAGUACUCGCACCGUACUCGCGUUAACGUGUAUUUUUAUUCUCUUAAAAAUUAAAAACGAUUCGGAAAUACAAUAAUAAUAUAGACACAGAUAUCGCAUGCGAUAACGAACGACAACGAAGAUAAUAACGGUGAGAUUAAAUUAAAUCGAUCUCGAUGGCCGCGAUUAUUACUAUCAAUACAACGAAUCGGGCGGGAAGUGAGUAAAGAAUGUUCAAAAGUUUUGGUAAAGAAGAAAACUUGGGGGUUAUUGACGGAAUUAAGGGUCAUCAAAGAAUAAUAAUGUAUCCAGAAUACAGACCAAAACUGCUAACAAAAGUCCCUCACGUACAAAAAGCCAUCGACCAUUACAACAGCGUAUCGACAAUAGACGAUGAUUUUCGCGCAUACGAAAAUUAUACGUUUGUUAACGAUAACAACGGGGGCGGUGGCAUUAAUGGGGGCGGCGAACAUUACGAAAGUAACGUGAGCACCAUGUCCAGUACAAAACCAUUGAACGGCGGAGCUACCGGGACAAUUACUUCGAAUAUUCUACCACCAUUAUCCGCGGAUUUCUACAGAACCGACGACAUUUACGAUUAUUCAACGAUAAAAUCGAGCGAGGGAAAAUCUGGAUCUUACGCGGACGUCAGUCCAAGGGCUUCUAACAGCAAAUUAGCAGUCAGACCAAAACUCAAAGACAAAUGCACAACAUGUUUAGGAUACAUCGAAACGGGUUUAUGUAUAAUAUCAUUGGCGUGCGGCUUAGGAAAUAUCUUCUAUUUACCCCAAGGUGUCCUUUUAAACGGCGGAUUGCCCUUCCUCAUAGCUUACCUCAUCCUUGCAGUCCUCGUAGGGCUUCCUUUACUCACACUCGAAAUUGGAUUGGGUCAGAUCGUUCAGGAGGGCUUCACGAAGACCUGGAGGGCUGUACCAUUUUUUAGGGGUGUGGCCUAUAUUAAAGUAAUGAUUGGAUGUCUUUUAACUUUAUCGUAUUUUAUUUAUACGGGAUUGUCCGUGUAUUAUAUUGUAUGGUACACUCAAGGAGCUCCACCGUUUAAAGAAUGCCGAGUUUUACGAAUGGAUGAUAAGGAUGGAUACGAAACUAUAGGAAUAUCAGGACAAGAAUGUAUAAAAGAUAAAACGUUUUUAAAAAAUCCUUUCGAUGAUCCUAAAUGGUACGGAAUUUUCGUAGCUAUUUUAUUUUGCCUCUUCUUAAUAACAACAAUUUGGUUAUUGAAACGAACAAGAUCUUAUGCGAUAUCAUUACAAAUAUAUCUUUUACUGACGUUUGGGUGUUUAAUCGCUUUGGUGGUUAAAGCAGCCCAAUUUGAAGCAGUUCCCGGAAUUAUCGACUUUGGAACUAACAUUGAUUGGAGUGUAUUAACAAAUGCGGAUGUAUGGUAUCAUGCAGCAAUUCAAGUUUUUUUAUCAACAAAUAUCGGAUUUGGGGUUUUUGUAACGAAUGCAGGGAUUAUUUUAAAGAAAGUUAAUCCAAUUUGGACCGCUUUUGGAUAUAUCUUAAUUAACAUGAUAAUUGGAGUUGCCGUCGUUCUUCUCAUCUACGCUUACAAUAUAAAUCAAGAAAUAAAGAGUAGUGAUAUAAUUCAAAUCCAUUUACUUACUUUAAUUUACAACAAAACACAAAAUAGCGAUACUGAAAUGGCUUGGUCUUUAAUAGCCUAUUUUCUUAUUGCAUUUUCUGGAUUAAUUAGUGUGACCGCUUUACUCUACACGAUUUACAAAGCGAUCUCUUUAGAAACAAGAAAACGUUGGUUAACCGUUACUUUAAUCUCUGGCCUAAUUGGUUUUAUUUUGUGCUGUUUAAUCCUGUUAAGUCCACAAUUAAACAUACUUCAUCUUUUUGAUCAUUACAUUAUUGGAAAUUUAAUUCUUAUUAUUGUGGUUAUUGAUAUACUCUCAAUGAUGUCUUUUUAUGGAUGUCAACGAUUACAAUCAGAUUUUGAAUUCAUCGUUGGAAAUAAAAUCCCAAACUUUUUUAUCGGUUUAUGGUGGAUUUGUCCAUUUUUGCUACUCGGAAUUUUAAUUUGGAGUUUAUCCACUUUAAACUUAAACGGUUAUACUUUAUUAAACGGAGAAACUUUGAUUGAUCCGAUUUGGUUAUACGCAACGGGAUGGUCAAUUGUUUUACUUUCAAUCAUUUUUAUAAUUGCAAUAGGAAUUUUCCACGCAUCAAGACAAGAUGAAUAUUAUUCUAAUUUAGAUAAAUUCAAAGCGUCUUUUAAAUUUUCAACGAAAUGGGGCCCAACUGAUCCGAUAAUGUUGUAUAAUUACGUGCAGUGGCAUAGUAAAGCAAAAGACGGCGAAAGAGACUUCACGUUGCGCCGAAGGGGAACUAGAGAUUACACACAUUCAGUUAAAAAUCGUUCUAAAUACGAUGUUAAGAAAUAUGUUACCAACACCAGUGAUUCAUCGAUGAAUACCGAUUCAAUAGCGUUCCGAAAAAGCGAUCAAAAUCAAAACAAUUUGAGUUUGAUGAAUUUAAAAAAUUUCGGGGAAUCAAAACCGUCUAGAAUUACUUCUUUGGUAGACGUUUUAGAACCGAAUCCGAUUAAUAACACUGCUCAAAGAUCUUCAUCGGGAAAUAGAAACGACGAUGGUGGUCAAUCUGAAGGAUAUGGAACGUUUAGGAAUGGUCCAUACAUCAUUGGAUCUGAUGAAGCUGGUCAUGUUUGUCAUCGAAAAGAUAAUAAAUCUUAUUUCGAGGAAGCAACGGUGUUGUAAAAAACGACUGAUAAUUGAAUAUGAUUUGUAAAUAGUGUGUUAUUUGUAAAUAAUAUGUUCAUCCUUAUUUAUUAUCGCAUAUUUUGACUAUAUUUUUUCCAAAUAAUUACUUUCUCUUUUUUAUAGACUGGUUUGUAUAUUUACUUGUUAUUUAAAUAAAAAUAUUUAAACAAAAAA